CCUACCGAUGAGCUGCGGUGGUAAAUAAAGUUAUCGCCUUUAGUUCCUUGAGAAAUUAAUUCAUUCAGGCCGCAUAUAAAACCAAGUAACAACAUUAAGAUGACAGACUUUCAAGUGACAAAAAAGAUAAGACCGAAAGUGAGGUGCGUGGAAAUGAGCAUGCAGGAAACGCUACAUUUCAUAUCGGAGGUGAAACUACACAGUUGCUUGUGGGAUCAUACACACGAACACUAUAAGAACAAGCAGGCCCGCGAUAAAGCAUGGGAAUCGCUUUCCAUCAGCAUGGGACACAAUGCGGACGAUCUGUUUGCCAAAUGGAGUUCGCUCCGAUCGUCACUGAGGCAGUACAGAUGCGCUGUUAAGAAGAGAGCAAAAAAUGGAGAUCCCGAUGCACUGCAGGUCGUUAAGUGGCCGUACUAUUCUGCCCUGAGUUUUGCAAAUACGCCCGGUGAAGAUGCCGAACCACCAGCAAUAUCCCUGCCAACAAAACUCGUACCAGAAGAUUCGGAUCAAGCACGGUUGGUAAAAAGGCCAUCAGUUCAACGACCCAACAUACAGCGUUCCAGAACAAAUGGUGAAAGAGACAAACACUUUUCCCCAAAAACUGAAAGAAUCAAUCCACAUCCUCCAGCGCUGGUAAAGAGACUGAAGAUUCUAGAACCAUCCAGUCGUACAAGCUUUAAACCGAUACCAUCUGCUGCACCGAACUCAACUAGCUCGCUGAAUGAGGUUGAACGUUCGCUUCCUAACCAUUCCGGCGCGUCAAGGGAACCGGAAUUCAUUGCUAUAAAAGUGGAAGCAAUUUCAAACCCACCUUCACCGGUUGAGCAAACGUUUUACGAAGACGUACCCGGCUGCAGCAUACGGAACGUGAAAGACGAUGAUGAAGUGUACGGGCAUAGUAUCGCGCUGCAGAUGAAACAAUUUUCCCCGCGCACCAAACGGAAACUUCGGAUCCAAAUCCAGGAACUCAUUGCCGCAACACAGAAGGAAGCGUUUGAAAAAGAUUUCGGUUUCGCGUAUGACAGUUAAAAGAGUUAAGGGUGGCAUAGGUUUAAUGUAAAUAGCAUGUAAAAAUACACAGCACAAGAGAAUCGUGAAUGAGGAAUGAAAACUUUAUGGCACGACGUGACCUAGUGAGGUAUGUGGUACAUUGGAGUCAACAGCCUCGAAGUGCUCGAAUCAAAACCCAACAAAGAUCGUUUGAUCGUGAAGAACAUUUAUUUAUGUUUUAGGCUGUUUUACCUACGUUCCAACAAAUAGAGUAACAACGAACGAUA
Anopheles moucheti is the source of this 1280-nucleotide messenger RNA. RefSeq lists its product as uncharacterized. The record is from RefSeq and is a predicted model, not a curated record. Bases 100 to 1032 code for a protein of 310 amino acids. Gene Ontology annotation, molecular function: DNA binding. The transcript is spliced from 5 exons. NCBI's taxonomy places the organism in Eukaryota, Metazoa, Arthropoda, Insecta, Diptera, Culicidae. Gene Ontology annotation, biological process: regulation of transcription by RNA polymerase II. Gene Ontology annotation, cellular component: nucleus; transcription regulator complex.